Messenger RNA from Boeremia exigua, 2043 nucleotides. RefSeq lists its product as uncharacterized. The record is from RefSeq and is a predicted model, not a curated record. Gene Ontology annotation, molecular function: metal ion binding. Bases 409 to 1896 code for a protein of 495 amino acids. Lineage: Eukaryota; Fungi; Ascomycota; Dothideomycetes; Pleosporales; Didymellaceae. The transcript has 6 exons.
CGCGAAGCUUCUAGGUCCCCUUGUGUGCUUCGUACGCGUCGCUGAUACGAUCGGGACGCCGCAUGCUGCAUGAGCAGCUGGGCUGAGUGUUCUCGUUCCCUUUGUGUGCCACGUCCAGCGGGCGAUACGCUCGCCCGCCUGUGCCCCGCACCACAGCAACUACGUGCAGAGAAUGACUGCGCCUUGUUGAGUUGUAUCGAUCCUCGUUUGCCAUACUAAAGGAUACUUUCUACACCCUCUGGCCUUCACGUUCUAUCAAGAGGCAUCUGUGACUGACCCCACUUCCUUCUUAGACGAGCUAGCGCUUAGCUCCCGCACACGCGCUGUUGUUGCCUCUGUCCGUGGACCGUAAAGACGCGCAAGUAACCUUCACAGCCAGAGUGUGCUUUGUAGACCUUGCCUAGCCACAUGGUCGGAAUCCUCAAUAUGGCGAACUACGAUCUAACCCACUAUCUAAGGCAGAUGGAGAGUUUUCGAGCAGCUGAUCAUGCGAGAGACAAUCUCGUAAACGAACUUAUUGAGAAGCUCUCAGGUCUCCUUCAAGAGCAUGCCGAUGUGAAGAGCGACUAUCUGAGUGAAAAGGAUAGCAGGAGAAACUAUCAGAGUAAAGUCGAAGAUGCGCAGAGAGCUAUGAUUGAACAGGAGCGCAAGCUGGAUGCUAGCUCUUUCGUCCUCGCGCUUAUCGAUGGAGAUGGUGCUAUCUUCCAAGAUGCCCUUCUGCAGGCAGCUGCUGGUGACGGUGGCUCAGAAGCUGCGUCCCGGUUGCACCGUGCUAUUCACAAUCACAUAUCGUCUCUGUACAACAACUCUGGGACCUGGCCAAUCAUGGUUCAGGUUUAUCUGAGCCUCGACAAGCUAGCUUUCAAACUACAGCAGGUUGGGUUGCUACGCCAUCCUCAGGAGCUCCGCUCCUUCGCUCAGCGAUUCAGCGUCAAUCAGUCUUUAUUUAGUAUUAUUGAUGUCGGUCAAGGCAAAGAACGAGCAGACCACAAGAUUAAAGAAAUGCUGCGCACCUUCAGUGACAACCCCACUUGCCGCCAUAUCAUUUUUGGUGGCUGUCACGACGCCGGCUAUCUCCUAAACCUCGAUCAAUUCAAGCACAAUGAAGCUAAAGCGAGCCGUAUCACCCUUCUCGAAUCUACCCCAGCGUACAGAGGAUUCACGGAAUUGCCGAACUUCAAACAUGCCAACUUCGAUGAUGUCUUCAAAAAAGAACCCUUACCUGAUUCUGCUCCUGCUGUCAGUUCUGCGGUAGCUGCGGCCUCAAUUCCACCACCAGUACGUACAAUGACAAACAGAACGCCUCCCGCAGCGUCUGCAUUACCAGCGGUAGUCAGCCCCUCACCAAGUACACCUGCACCUUCCGUGUCAGCCACCGAAUCGAGUGAGGAUUCUACUUGGGCUAGCGUUGGCAAGAUCACUACCGAGCGUACGAAGAGUAUCUCGAUUGCGCCCACCACUGGCCUCAAAGCAAACGCAAAGAAGAAGUACGCUUAUUUCAACAAGAAAGAACAAAGACUUGACGAGCCACUGCCGGCUCGCGAUCGAAACUCUGGGGACAGUCUCGACUCUCGUAUGAAGAAGAGUGGAAAAAAGAUGUGCAACAACUUUCAUCUAGGCGGUUCAUGCGCACAAGGCAAAUUUUGCCAUUUCCAGCAUGAGCCCAAACUCAGCCCAGGCGAGCUAAAUGCCCUGCGUUAUAAAGCCCGCAGCUUAGCCUGCAAUAAUAGGUACUGCGAAGACGUUGACUGCUAUCUGGGCCAUCAAUGCGCCAACGAACGUGACUUCAACUUCUGUCGCUAUGAGAACACCUGCCAUUUACGUGCAACACAUGGUAUGGAUAAAGAGAAGUAUGUGAGAGUCGAUAGGAACGGAGUCGAAGAAUACGCACCCUAAACGUUGGUCUUGUUGGAAGGUGAAAAACAGCAACGUUCCACCACAACUACAACCAAGUUAUUUGCAGUGUUUGUCUUUGGGCUAUGUCAUGGCUGGUAUAAACAUCACCUUUUGCAUACAAAUAGUAGUGAAAUCUUAAUGCAAGCU